Mesorhabditis belari is the source of this 441-nucleotide messenger RNA. NCBI's taxonomy places the organism in Eukaryota, Metazoa, Nematoda, Chromadorea, Rhabditida, Rhabditidae. The record is from the annotation of a GenBank genome assembly.
AUGCCGCUAGUGGAUGUAAAUCGGAUACUAACUCUACCUGGAAUCGUCAACAUUGUACAAGUGGCUUGCGGCUUUGCAGCACUCUUUGCCAGUUCAUUCGUUUGGCGUGACACGGACACUUUCUUUCAAUUCAUCUAUAAGGGUUUUGGUUGGCAAACGUUGAUCGUUUUCAUUCUACUCAUCACAUGGAUUUUUGCGAUCGCAAUGUUACUCAAUAAUUUGACGGGAAGAGAUGUUCAAGAGACUGUCGGAAAGAGAAGGUUGCUAAUCGUCUACGGAAUUUGCCUCGUUUUAUUGAUAAUCUCGGCGUCACUCGAAUCGUGGUACUGUGAUAAAUCAAAGGGGCAUUUCUAUCAUGCGAGAUUUGUCGCAGUGACGAUUUUCAAUUGGAUCCUCGUCGCUUCGUAUAUCGCCUUGAUAGCCCUCACGAUGUUCUUUGCU